This is a messenger RNA of Ictalurus punctatus (channel catfish), 2076 nucleotides long. It is a transcript of the gene ccdc3b, whose product is annotated as coiled-coil domain containing 3b. The record is from RefSeq and is a predicted model, not a curated record. The transcript is spliced from 3 exons. Gene Ontology annotation, biological process: negative regulation of gene expression. Gene Ontology annotation, cellular component: extracellular region. The coding region runs from base 291 to 1115 and encodes 274 amino acids. NCBI's taxonomy places the organism in Eukaryota, Metazoa, Chordata, Actinopteri, Siluriformes, Ictaluridae.
CAGAUCUGGCAACCCAGAGUCCAAAUGAGCCGUGCGUAAUGCACAUCUCGGAAUAGGAUGGAGAAAAGAAAAGCAGCAGUUUGAAAUCAGCAUUCAGCCACACACACACACACACACACACAUGCACUGAUGUUGUAGGUUAAAACGUUACACUGUGACAGCUUUGUUGCAAUAACUUUCUUCACCCACAAAACGUUUCCAUGCACAUGGAUGCAUGCUGUAAUUAGACCUGGUUUCGAGUAUUAGGGCUGCUUUUGGAGGCUCGCGCGCCCUGGACACGGUUCCUCGCGAUGCGUGCUCUUGCGGCGUUCGUGUCUCUGCUCGCGCUGUGCGUGAUCGCGGCACGCGGAUGCCAGCUUCCCCAUGACUGGAGACCACAGACGGAAGCGUGCCGCGCGGAGCUGGCCGAGAUCAUAGUUUUCGCCAGGGUGCUCGCUGUUCACGAGGACGCGCACGCCGGCGCGUAUAACUACCUGCCAUGGCAGCACGAAACCGGGCUCUUCUUCUCGGCUGAGAUCGAGCUGCUGUGCGACCAGGCGUGGGGCAGCAUGCUGGAGGUGCCCGCCGGCUCGCGCUUCAACGUCACCGGACUCGGCUACUUUCCAUGCUACUCAUACAGCGUGGUGGAGAAUAACAACUACUACUUCUUCUUGAGGAUGGAUGAAAACUAUAACAUCAUCCCUCAUGGAGUGAAUUUCCAGGACCCCAUUUUCAUUGACACACCGGAAAACCACCGCAUGUUUGCCAGCCUCUUCCAGUUCUCCAACUGUACAGCCGGGACACAGGUCCACACGUAUACCCCCGAGUGGGAGGCGCAGGAGGACAGCCGGCUCCUGUGCUCCACAGUGCAGAGAGCUCUCUUUGAGGAAGAGGAGAAGGUUAAAACACUUUCUCAGAAGGUUAAGGUUCUUGAGAAAGCCAACAACCAUCUGAGGGACAAAGUGAAGAACCUGAAGCGUUUGCUGAGGCUGGCCAAACGGGAGACCAAGGAUCAGACGGUGCCUCUCAAACAGUUUCAUGAGCCUGAACCAGAGCUCCCACAUCCACAGCAAGAUACCACCCAGGUCCAAAAACCUGUUAAUGGGAAGAUCCUGCCUAGGAAGCUCAAAAACUAGGGAAUUUUGUGUAAUUCCUUCCAAACUAGAGAAUUUUGCCUAAGUACUGCCAGGAAGUCAAACCAGUUACACAGCUGUAGGUCUGUGUAUCUAUAAAAAUUUCCAUAGACUAGAAUGAAAAUGGUUGUAUUAUGGAGGGUAAUGGACUUUGCAUGUAUGCUACAGCUCAGGAUUAACAGAGAAAGGAAAUUAUCCACAGAAUAUGCAUAUGCGUCAGUCGUAGGCUAGUAGUUCAUGAGAAGAAAUGUUAAGUAUGAAUGAAUGAAUAUUUACCAGCCCUUAACCCUAUAGUCUCCAUUAAUUGGUUUCAAUCCAAUGAGCACCCACGCCUGUUUAAAUGUAUGACAUGCAUAACACUUGUAAAGUUGUGAAAGUCUUUCCUUUCCAUUGAACCUCUGAAACCUCCGUUACAUACCUGUAUUUCAAAUUUGGAAAACACUUACAGCCAUUUUCCAGUAGGCUGUCAUCAGUCUGAUUAUUAUACCUUCUAGUCCUGCAUAAAAGAAUGUCAAAAUUCCACAAUAUAUGUCCAUUUAAGGUUGAAAAGAAAAAUAUUUUAGUAUGAUAUUGAAACACAGUGCACUUGACGUCUCUGGAAUGUUACACUACACGCUUUCCAAAGGUCUUUCAUUUAUGAUUCCAUUCUGUAUAGCGUUUUGUGUACUUGAGUAUAUGAGUGAAAUUGUUUCUCUUUUUUCUUUUUUCUUCUUUAAAAAAAAAAAAAAAAAAUGCAACCAGGGUGCUGAGCACUCCAUAACUAGAACCACUACUCAGUAUGGCUUCUCUUAAGGCCACAUGUUUCAGCAUUUAGUUAACUGAUAAGAAUUUGUUAGGUUAAGAUCAGAAAUUGUUUUUAAAAAAUUAUGAAAUGUAAACAAUAUUGUUUUUCAUGUAUGUUUAACAUAUUCAUAAGCUUUUAUAUACGACAUUUACAAUUAAAUAAACUUUCAGUUUUACUUAA